CCUCGAUGAAAUAGCGGUACACAAAUUGCAAAAUCUGCAUCAGCUUCUUGUUCUUUCCUUGCUGACGCUGGAUGUGAAGAGCGGUACAGUUUCAGAGGUGGCACACUUUUAAGGCAGAAGUGGGAAGUGAGAGUCGCCUGUUUAUCAUCACUGAAUCAGGGACGGAGAGUGAACAGCUACUUUGGCUGAUAACUGUAGCCACAUUUCCCAAAAUAACAGCAGAUUCUACCACGGACCUGAUAAGGAUGUUUAUGGGAGGCGUGUAUUUUUUUGGUUUUCUACAUCAGUAGCAUCUGAUUGUUCUAUCAUUGCUGAGUGAGUGGGGAAUCGAAAUCACAUUAAGAAGCAGCAGACGGGUUUUGGAUGUUCAGGUUUAAAAUGUACCAAUUUCACGGCAGAAGUUGAGCGAAAAUGGAGCAUAUGCGAGGAUAGUUGCCUGGGCAGUUGAUGACGCACAUUUAAGGCAACCCACUGAGUCCAUUGGGUGUAGGAUGUAGAAUGAUUCCUAUUCUGAGAUUAAAAGGACAGCCGCAGCUCUGGCAGAUGAACGGAGAACCCCCUCCCUGGAUUUGGAGGAUCCCAGCUGCAUCUGGGCUGUACAGGAUCGGUGGGGUGCCCCCUCCUUUGUUAGUCUCUUCUCAUCACCCCACUCCUCUACUGCAAGCUGUUGGUGGUUGGCAAUUUCCUUGUGAUCCCUUUCUGCCUUUGAUGCCAAUGCCCUCUGCCCCAGAAGCUGCUGUUCAUCAGUUCCCUUUGCGUAAUGUUCAGUGGGAACUGACUUCUCGACCACCUGUUGUGGGAUUCCAACGUUCUGCAAACAUGGAUUUACAUCCCAUAUUCCCCCAAGUUUACACUUCAGUCCUACCACCCCAUUUUGGGAAGGGAUGGAUAGAGAAAAGGAUACCAGAAUACAAGAUGUACCUAAAUAAUUCACUUGCAAUGGACACAACAUGGAUACAUCCUGAAGAAGUAAGACUUUUCCAGAGGCAUGAAAAACCACUUCUGAUAACAAAUCAAGUAGCAAUGAGUAGAUCUCGACCAGCCACUGCCUCACCGAAUCUCCACACACUUUUGGUAACACCUCAGUCUCUAUCAGGGGGCUGUCCAGUUGCUAUCAGACAGGUUGGAACUAACAAGAGGUUUGAUUUAGCUGCAGCAGCAGCCACAGCGGCCAUGGUGGCAGUCGAAUCAGAAGCAUCUCAGGGCCCAUCUUCUGCCAGUACCCAGCCUUAUCAUGUACUAACACUGGCUCCAAUCAAGAUACCACUUCUGUCUACCCCUGUAACGUCAGCGGCUAUUUCUAGGAUGGAUGAACAGUUGCCAGCACAAGUCGCCAGGGUAACGACAGUCUCAGCUCCAGCUGUGUCUUUCAUGGCUAGUGACUGGAAAGAUGAAACACCAGCAGAUAAGAACAUUGAGGAUACUAGAACUUUAUGCACAGGGACACUCAUUUUCCAUACAGAUCGGCAGAAUAAAUCAACUGACAGCAAAAAUGAGGAGGAUUCUAGCAAGAUGACUAUUGAAGAAGAAAUCACUCCCAAGGAUAACAGACCUGUGGCAUCUACUCCUGUUCCUGGAUCACAAUGGUGUGUAGUCUGGACUGGGGAUGAUCGAGUCUUCUUCUUCAAUCCCACAAUGCAGCUGUCUGUAUGGGACAAGCCAAUUGACCUUAAAAGUCGGGGAGACCUCAACAGGAUUAUUGAAGACCCACCACACAAGCGUAAAAAAGAAGCAUCACCAACAAAUAAAAGCUCUAAUUAUCAUACAGAAGACAUAAAUGAGGAGCACACCACCAAAACAAAAAGAAACAAAACUGAGGAGCCGAUAGAAGAUACGGAAGAGAAACCCUUCAAAGUGUCCCCUCACCGAACCAUCCUUCCUUUGGAAGUGCGCACCGGUCGCUUCAGAGAUAUGCUUCUUGAGAGAGGGGUUUCAGCAUUUUCCACUUGGGAAAAAGAGUUGCACAAAAUUGUUUUUGAUCCUCGCUAUCUCCUGCUGAAUUCAGAAGAAAGGAAGCAGGUAUUUGAACAGUUUGUCAAGACCAGAAUAAAAGAAGAAUAUAAGGAGAAAAAAAGCAAAUUACAGCAGGCCAAAGAAGAAUUCCGAAAACUUCUUGAGGAAUCUAAGAUAACAUCCAGGUCAACAUUCAAGGAAUUUGCAGAGAAAUACGGCAGAGACCAACGUUUUAAAAAAGUUCAGAAAAAGAAAGAUCAGGAACAUUUAUUCAAUCAGUUUAUAAACAGUUUGAAAAAGAGAGAUAAGGAAAACAGACUAAGACUGAGGAAGAUGAGAUGAAAAGGACAUCAACUUUGCAACAGAGGAUUCCAAAUACUGUGACAGAUAAGAAUUGCAGAACACUAAUUCUGAUCGUAUGUUCCAUAAAAUCCAAAUCGCAAUUCCAGAGACUGGUGCAACUGAGCGUAGUACUUUCAAACUUCUAGAAAUUCCACUCUGUCUUCAGUUUUCUAAUGGUCAUAUGUGAUUCAGUUGUACACAGUAUGAAGUAAACCAGUACUCAGAGAUUUAAUCUGUUUCAUAUUGAAGCUCUUUAUAAAGUCGGUGUUAUGCAUUCAAAUCACUAUAAAUUAUGUAUCAGUUAUGCAAAUCCCAUUGUAAUAUAUGAAAAAGAAAUUAUAAAACAUUUUAGCUCCACUCUAGGUUUAUAAUUAGGCAGACACUAUCAAUGUUUUUUUAAAAAAAAUAAAAAUAACAAUUGAUCUUUGAUUCUUUGCAGCAUCCAUAAGAAUUCCUGAGAAAACAACAGCAUUUUGAUUUGCUGUCUACCAGUGCACUGUUAAGAGUUAUCAUUAUGUGAUCAACUCCUCUCAUUGUUUUGCCUAUUUUUUUUGGUAUGUAGACAAGACUAAACUGUUGGUCAUAAUAUCCACCAUAAAUGUUCAAACAUCAACCAGUGUGUAUGUAAUAGAAAGGGGUUAUUAACAUUCUAGUAAUUGUAGUGAUGUUUUGAACUAGCAGUGAUGUUUGUUUGUUUGAUGGUUUAACUAACAGGUACGAUAUAAACUACUUGUGUUACUUAGUAGUGAAAUACUUGUUUUUUUAUUGAAAUGCAAAGUUGUUGUGAAUCUCACACGUGACUGAUUAAAAGUAACAGAUAAAC
Polyodon spathula (Mississippi paddlefish) is the source of this 3118-nucleotide messenger RNA. Its product is annotated as transcription elongation regulator 1-like protein. The record is from RefSeq and is a predicted model, not a curated record. Bases 499 to 2295 code for a protein of 598 amino acids. NCBI's taxonomy places the organism in Eukaryota, Metazoa, Chordata, Actinopteri, Acipenseriformes, Polyodontidae. The transcript has 14 exons. Gene Ontology annotation, cellular component: nucleus. Gene Ontology annotation, molecular function: RNA polymerase binding; transcription coregulator activity.